Molecule: messenger RNA, 1563 nt
Organism: Triplophysa dalaica
Lineage: Eukaryota; Metazoa; Chordata; Actinopteri; Cypriniformes; Nemacheilidae
Exons: 4
Coding region: 1-1563 (520 amino acids)
Molecular function (GO): hydrolase activity; nucleic acid binding; metal ion binding
Source: RefSeq, a predicted model, not a curated record
AUGGGUAUUCGAGGCAGAAAUCUGAAGAGGAUAUGCCAGCGCUAUGGAGAUAAACUACGUUAUGCAACACUGUAUGACAGCAGUCGCAGAAUUGCACUUUACUCAGCUUAUUCCUUCAAAAAGUCAGAUGGACAGAGGAGGAUGGACACACCCUGGAUGUAUGAACCACAGCUAGUUACUGCUGAUGAAAAUGGGAACAUGAGAGUGCUGCCCUCUAGUGGUGAAACAGACCCACUAAUUGAAGAGAGCCAGGCUCUGCUUGCCGAUUAUAUUGAUGCAGUACAGUACGAGCGUGGGCAACUUAACCCUGAUCAGCACCAGGCGGACAACCAAGACAAAGCGUCUACCUACACGCUCACAAAUGUGGUGCCUCUAAUCACAGAUCUUUUGGAAGGCCCAUGGAGUGCAUAUACCGAUAUGUUGCGGCGUCGACUGAAUAACUUCUGCCAUGGGGUUGCUUAUGUGGUGACUGGGGUAACUGUUUCAGGGUUAACAAUCCAAAGAGAAAGAGAGGAUCGUAUAGCUGUCCCUAAGCACCUAUGGUCGGCUUACUGCUGCCCACGAUUUGACAACAACUCACCCUAUGAUGUACGGUACAUGUUUCCCACCUAUGCGGCAUAUGCUUUCAAUGCGAUAGGAUACAGUGUUACAGAAGUGCCUUUGAAGACUUUGGAAGCUUUUUUGAAGAACCAGACUGACGUGGAUAAAACCUUGCUUACAUGUUUGAUAUUGAAAUCACAAGCAGCAGUGGUGGAGGACUUCAACCACGUAGACCGCUGUAAGGAUUUCCUUUACAUGGGCACUCCACCAAGAGCUUACCUAAGUUCUUCAGUUAAAAAGAUCUGUCAGCAAUAUAUGGACAAGCCCCGCUUCAUCUCCUUCUAUGACCCCCAAAAACACAUCCCGAUAUACUCAGCUUACACCUUCGAGAAAUCAGACGGGGACAAGCGAGGAGAUGUCCCCUGGAUGUUUGAACCACAGCUGGCAACUGAGAAGAGUAGUAGUAACAUGGAACCCUUUCCCCAGUCCUCCUUAAUGCAUAAAAACUUUGAAGACACACAGGCUGUGCUGGAUGACUAUGCUGAUGUGAUCCAAUAUGAACGUGGCCAAUUGAACCCAGAUGAGCAUCAGGCUGACCCGAUGGACAAGGCUGCCACCUAUACCUUGACAAAUGUGAUUCCUCUGAUAAGGGAGUUUAGUUUUGGGCCCUGGAGCACACAGGUAGAGCUUAUCCGCAAACGACUUAACAACUAUUGUCAUGGAAAAGCUUAUGUGAUAACUGGGGUUACAACAUCGGGUAACAUGAUCCGACGUGAUAACCUAGAUCGAGUGGCCAUUCCAGAGUACAUUUGGACAGCCUAUUGCUGCACAGAUUUUGAUCAUAAUGCGCCUUAUUCAGAGCGCUAUAAGCUUCCCGUGUUUGGGGCUUAUGGCCUUAAUGAUCGGGUGAACAACCAUAUAGUGGAAGUUCCAAUUAAAAAUCUAGAGAAGUUUCUCAAGGGCAAAAUGGAUGUGGAUAAGAGCUUCCAGAUAUUUUACAAUGACUGUGUGCCAGACACAUAA